Molecule: messenger RNA, 942 nt
Organism: Cynocephalus volans (Philippine flying lemur)
Lineage: Eukaryota; Metazoa; Chordata; Mammalia; Dermoptera; Cynocephalidae
Product: olfactory receptor 1J4-like
Exons: 1
Coding region: 1-942 (313 amino acids)
Biological process (GO): G protein-coupled receptor signaling pathway
Cellular component (GO): plasma membrane
Molecular function (GO): G protein-coupled receptor activity; olfactory receptor activity
Source: RefSeq, a predicted model, not a curated record
AUGAGACGGGAGAACCAGAGCCGCGUGUCCCAGUUCCUCCUCCUGGGGCUCCCCAUCCUGCCGGAGCAGCAGGGCGUGUUCUUCGCCCUGUUCCUGGGCAUGUACCUGACCACGGUGCUGGGGAACCUGCUCAUCAUGCUGCUCAUCAGGCUGGACUCUCGCCUCCACACCCCCAUGUACUUCUUCCUCAGCCACCUGGCCUUUUGUGAUGUCUCCUUUUCUUCUGUCACUGUCCCCAAGAUGCUCAUGAACAUGCAGACUCAGCAUCCAUCCAUCCCCUAUGAGGGGUGCAUUACUCAAAUGUAUUUUUUUAUAAAUUUUAGCUGUCUUGAAAAUUUCCUUCUUGGAGUGAUGGCAUAUGACAGGUAUGUGGCCAUUUGCAACCCGCUCCACUACGUCGUCAUUAUGAGGAAGGAGCUGCGUGUCUUACUGGGGGCUGGGUCCUGGUUCUUCUCUUGUAUACAUGCCCUGUUGCACACCCUCCUCCUGUCCUACCUGUCCUUCUGUGCUGACAACACCAUCCCCCACUUCUUCUGUGACAUCACUGCCCUCCUGAAGCUGAGCUGCUCAGACACCUCCCUCAAUGAGCUGGUCAUCUUCACUGAGGCGGGAGUGUUAACUCUCCUGCCAUUGAGUGCUAUUUUGGGCUCUUAUGUCUCUAUUGGGGCCACCAUCCUGAGGGUCCCCUCCAUGAAGAGGAUCUGCAAAGUUCUGUCCACCUGUGGUUCCCACCUCUUCGUGGUGUUUUUGUAUUAUGGAACUCUUGCAAUUAUUUACUUCUUUCAUUCCUCAAACAAUUCUAAAGUCAAGGAUGCGAUUGCUUCAGUUAUGUAUACAGUGGUGACCCCCAUGUUAAACCCCUUCAUCUACAGCCUGAGGAAUAGAGACAUGAGAUUGGCUUUGGGGAUUCUUUGCAGAAAGGGGAUUGUAUUUGCUGAGUGA